Seriola dumerili (greater amberjack) is the source of this 1236-nucleotide messenger RNA. It is a transcript of the gene shhb, whose product is annotated as tiggy-winkle hedgehog protein-like. Gene Ontology annotation, biological process: intein-mediated protein splicing; cell fate specification; multicellular organism development. The coding region runs from base 1 to 1236 and encodes 411 amino acids. Lineage: Eukaryota; Metazoa; Chordata; Actinopteri; Carangiformes; Carangidae. The record is from RefSeq and is a predicted model, not a curated record. The transcript has 3 exons. Gene Ontology annotation, molecular function: calcium ion binding; patched binding.
AUGGUCCUGAUGAGAGAGAUGCUGCCGGUGUCCCUCUGCCUGCUGCUGCUGCUGCCGUCCGUCACCUCGGGCUGCGGACCGGGCAGGGGAUACGGGAAGCGGAGGCACCCCAAGCUGACACCGCUGGCCCUGAAACAGUUCAUCCCCAACGUGGCAGAGAAAACCCUGGGAGCCAGCGGCAAGUACGAGGGCAAGAUCACCCGCAGCUCGGAGCGGUUCAAGGACCUGACUCCCAACUACAACCCCGACAUCAUCUUCAAGGACGAGGAGAACACCAACGCGGACCGGCUGAUGACACAGAGGUGUAAAGACAAACUCAACUCUUUGGCCAUUUCAGUCAUGAAUCUGUGGCCCGGGGUGAAACUCCGGGUCACAGAGGGCUGGGACGAGGACGGCCAUCACUCUGAGGAGUCUCUGCACUACGAGGGCCGGGCCGUGGACAUCACCACCUCAGACCGAGACAAGAGCAAGUACGGCAUGUUGUCCAGGCUGGCUGUGGAGGCGGGCUUCGACUGGGUCUACUAUGAGUCCAAAGGCCACAUACACUGCUCUGUGAAAGCAGAAAACUCCGUGGCGGCGAAGGCGGGCGGUUGUUUCCCUGGGUCGUCCAGGGUGAUCCUGGAAGAUGGAGGGACUAAACCACUGAGGGAGCUCCAGGCGGGGGACAAGGUGCUGGCCGCUGACCGACAGGGAAACCUUGUCCUCAGCGACUUCCUCAUGUUCAUGGACCGGGACAGAAAGACCGUGAGAGAGUUCCACGUCCUGGAGACCGAGGAGCCACGCCGCAGACUGACGCUGACCCCGGCUCACCUGGUCUUCGUGAUGAACAACAACCGUACCGACGGCAGCGCCGUCUGGCCUGUGUUCACUAGUACCAUAAAACCAGGACAGCAGCUUCUGGUCGUUGGGAGUGAACGACCAGACCUCCUCAUCCCUGCCAGAGUGACAAGAGUUCACCUGGAGCAGCACGAAGGGUCUUAUGCGCCUGUAACAUCUCAUGGCACCAUCAUCGUUGACCAGGUGUUGGCGUCCUGCUACGCGGUGGUUGGCGAUCAUGACCUUGCACACUGGGUUUUUGCCCCGGUUCGACUGUGGUGCUCGUUCGCGUCACUGGUUGGGAUGUUGACGGAGCUCAGCGGUGUGCACCAACCGGACGGAGUCCACUGGUACCCUGAGCUCCUCUACCACGUGGGGCGAUGGCUCAUGGACAGCAGUUGUUUCCACCCACAGAGCUGA